This is a messenger RNA of Saimiri boliviensis boliviensis (Bolivian squirrel monkey), 4472 nucleotides long. RefSeq names its product SLIT and NTRK like family member 5 (gene SLITRK5). Gene Ontology annotation, molecular function: protein binding. The record is from RefSeq and is a predicted model, not a curated record. NCBI's taxonomy places the organism in Eukaryota, Metazoa, Chordata, Mammalia, Primates, Cebidae. Gene Ontology annotation, biological process: axonogenesis; positive regulation of synapse assembly.
GCGCCUGGGAGAGCCGUUUGGGGAGCCCCGGAACCCGCCGUCGCCACCGCGGCGGCGGCCCCGGGCUGGCGGCGUCCGGGCGCCUCUUUCCUCCAGCCCCUGAGACCGCGCUGCUCGCAGCCUCCCCGCCCUGCCUGGGCUUGGAAAACCCAGUGCAUACCCCAAAGAGAGAUUUUUGUAUGUGUGUGUGUUUUUAAAGGGUGGCUAGGAUGAGUGGGCCUUGGAGAUGUGAGACGGGGAGGUAAAAUGCACACUUGCUGCCCCCCAGUAACUUUGGAACAGGACCUUCACAGAAAAAUGCAUAGCUGGAUGCUGCAGACUCUAGCGUUUGCUGUAACAUCUCUCGUCCUUUCGUGCGCAGAAACCAUCGAUUAUUAUGGGGAAAUCUGUGACAAUGCAUGUCCUUGUGAGGAAAAGGAUGGCAUUUUAACUGUGAGCUGUGAAAAUCGGGGGAUCAUCAGUCUUUCUGAAAUUAGCCCUCCCCGUUUCCCAAUCUACCACCUCUUGUUGUCAGGAAACCUUUUGAACCGUCUCUAUCCCAAUGAAUUUGUCAAUUACACUGGGGCUUCAAUUUUGCAUCUGGGUAGCAAUGUUAUCCAGGACAUUGAGACCGGGGCUUUCCACGGGCUGCGGGGUUUGAGGAGACUGCAUCUGAACAAUAAUAAACUGGAACUUCUGCGAGAUGAUACCUUUCUUGGUUUGGAGAACCUGGAGUACCUACAGGUCGAUUAUAAUUACAUUAGCGUCAUUGAACCCAAUGCUUUUGGGAAACUGCAUUUGUUGCAGGUGCUUAUCCUCAAUGACAAUCUUCUGUCCAGUUUACCCAACAAUCUUUUCCGUUUUGUGCCCUUAACGCACUUGGACCUCCGUGGGAACCGGCUGAAACUUCUGCCCUACGUGGGGCUGUUGCAACACAUGGAUAAAGUUGUGGAGCUACAGCUGGAGGAAAACCCUUGGAAUUGUUCUUGUGAGCUGAUCUCUCUAAAGGAUUGGUUGGACAGCAUCUCCUACUCAGCCCUGGUAGGGGAUGUGGUUUGUGAGACCCCCUUCCGCUUACACGGCAGGGACUUGGAUGAGGUAUCCAAGCAGGAACUUUGUCCAAGAAAACUUAUUUCUGACUAUGAGAUGAGGCCGCAGACGCCCUUGAGCACCACGGGGUAUUUACACACCACCCCGGCCUCAGUGAAUUCCGUGGCCACUUCUUCCUCUGCUGUUUACAAACCCCCUCUGAAGCCCCCUAAGGGGACCCGCCAACCCAACAAGCCCAGGGUGCGCCCCACUUCUCGGCAGCCCUCCAAGGACUUGGGCUACAGCAACUAUGGCCCCAGCAUCGCCUACCAGACCAAAUCCCCGGUGCCUUUGGAGUGUCCCACCGCGUGCACUUGCAACCUGCAGAUCUCUGAUCUGGGCCUCAACGUAAACUGCCAGGAGCGAAAGAUCGAGAGCAUCGCUGAACUGCAGCCCAAGCCCUACAAUCCCAAGAAAAUGUAUCUGACAGAGAACUACAUCGCUGUUGUGCGCAGGACAGACUUCCUGGAGGCCACCGGGCUGGACCUCCUGCACCUGGGGAACAACCGAAUCUCGAUGAUCCAGGACCGCGCUUUCGGAGAUCUCACCAACCUGAGGCGCCUCUACCUGAAUGGCAACAGGAUCGAGAGGCUGAGCCCGGAGUUAUUCUACGGCCUGCAGAGCCUGCAGUAUCUCUUCCUCCAGUACAAUCUCAUCCGCGAGAUUCAGUCUGGAACUUUUGACCCGGUCCCAAACCUCCAGCUGCUAUUCUUGAAUAACAACCUCCUGCAGGCCAUGCCCUUAGGCGUCUUCUCCGGCCUGACCCUCCUCAGGCUAAACCUGAGGAGUAACCACUUCACCUCCUUGCCGGUGAGUGGAGUUUUGGACCAGCUGAAGUCACUCAUCCAAAUCGACCUGCAUGACAACCCUUGGGAUUGUACCUGCGACAUUGUGGGCAUGAAGCUGUGGGUGGAGCAGCUCAAAGUGGGCGUCCUAGUAGAUGAGGUGAUCUGUAAGGCGCCCAAGAAAUUCGCUGAGACCGACAUGCGCUCCAUUAAGUCGGAGCUGCUGUGCCCAGACUAUUCAGAUGUAGUGGUGUCCACGCCCACACCCUCCUCCAUCCAGGUCCCCGCAAGGACCAGCGCUGUGACUCCCGCGGUCCGGCUGAACAGCACUGGGGCCCCUGCGGGCUUGGGCGCAGGCGGAGGGGCGUCGUCAGUGCCCUUGUCUGUGUUAAUCCUCAGCCUCCUGCUGGUUUUCAUUAUGUCUGUCUUCGUGGCCGCCGGGCUCUUCGUGCUGGUCAUGAAGCGCAGGAAGAAGAACCAGAGCGACCACACCAGCACCAACAACUCCGACGUGAGCUCCUUCAACAUGCAGUACAGCGUGUAUGGCGGCGGCGGCGGCGCAGGCGGCCACCCACACGCGCACGUGCACCACCGCGGUCCCGCGCUGCCCAAGGUGAAGACGCCCGCGGGCCACGUGUACGAAUACAUCCCCCACCCACUGGGCCACAUGUGCAAAAACCCCAUCUACCGCUCCCGAGAGGGCAACUCCGUAGAGGAUUACAAAGACCUGCACGAGCUCAAGGUCACCUACAGCAGCAACCACCACCUGCAGCAGCAGCCGCCGCCGCCGCCGCCACCGCAGCAGCCACAGCAACAGCCCCCGCCGCAGCUGCAGCUGCAGCCCGGGGAGGAGGAGAGGCGGGAAAGCCACCACUUGCGGAGCCCCGCCUACAGCGUCAGCACCAUCGAGCCCCGGGAGGACCUGCUGUCACCGGUGCAGGACGCCGACCGCUUUUACAGGGGCAUUUUAGAACCAGACAAACACUGUUCCACCACCCCCGCCGGCAAUAGCCUCCCCGAAUAUCCCAAAUUCCCGUGCAGCCCCGCUGCUUACACUUUCUCCCCCAACUAUGACCUGAGACGCCCCCAUCAGUAUUUGCACCCGGGGGCAGGGGACAGCAGGCUGCGGGAACCGGUGCUCUACAGCCCCCCGAGUGCUGUCUUUGUAGAACCCAACCGGAACGAAUAUCUGGAGUUAAAAGCAAAACUAAACGUUGAGCCGGACUACCUCGAAGUGCUGGAAAAACAGACCACAUUUAGCCAGUUCUAAAAGCAAAGAAACUCCCUGGGAGCUUUUGCAUUUAAAACAAGCAAGCGGACACACACGGUGAACACAUUUGAUUGUGUUGUUUCAACGUUUAGGGUGAAGUGCCUUGGCACGGGAUUUCUCAGCUUCGGUGGAAGAUACGAAAAGGGUGUGCAGAUUCCUUUAAAAUUUACACGUGGGAAACAUUUGCGUAAACUGGGCACACCACUUUCUCUUCUUGUGUGUGGGGCAAGUGUAGAGAAGGGCUUUAUGGAGGGCGAUUUGCUGCGCGGGUUACUUGUGAAAGGUCGCAGUCAUUUUUAUAGUGGUUGGAAGUGCUAAGAAUGGUGGAUGAUGGCUGCGCAUAGAUUCUACUCUUUCUUGUUUGCUCCCGCCCCACCCCGCCCCCGCCCCACCUCGCCCCCGCCCCACCUCCCUUUCUCCCCUUUUAAGCCAUGGGUGGGUCUAACUGGCUUUUGUGGAGAAAUUAGCACACCCCAACUUUAAUAGGAAGUUUGUUCUCUUCCCCCCCACCUUCUUCUCUCCUUCCCUCCCCUCCCUUCUCAUUUCUUUUCUUUGUUUUUAAAGGAUGUGUUUGUAUGCAUUCUGGACAUUUGAAUUAAAAAACAAAAGUAUUGUGAUCCUGAAAAGGAUCACCAUAGAUGUGGACAAAUCAUUAAAAUUACAGAGCUAUAUGAUCCAUAAUUGAUUAGUCAAAAUAACUUAUUGAUGAAAUAUACAAAUAUUUUAUUGUAGCACCUAUUUUUAUAUACACAUUUAGCAUUCCUCUUUCCUUCACUAUUUAGCCUAUGAUUUUGCAGAGGUGUUGCACUGUAUUAGGAGCUGCAUUUCCAAAACUGAUGUGGUAUCAGGAAGGCAUUUUCAAUCAUUAAGAAUGUGGAUAAUUUAAUAGCAAAAUCUUUAAAAGCCAAUGCAACCCACCCAGUUGAAUCUGUAUUUUUUUUUUUAAGAAAAAUAAGCUGAUUGUAUCCCAAUGUAUAAAAAAGGGGCAAUUAAUUGGGCCAUUCCAGUGAGAAUUAUGUGCAAGUUUUUGGUUUUAUUUGAAAAGAUUCGAAAGUAUUAUUAGUGAACCCAAAUGACAUGAUUUGACUACUAUUGUAGCCGAUUUUCGAUUGUUUAACCAAACCAGUUGCAUUUGUACAGAUCCACAUGUACUGGCACCUCAGAAGACCAAAUUAUAGACUGUACAAGUCUCUAUACAAUGUCUUUAUCCCUGUGGGCAGCAAGCAAUGAUGAUAAUGACAAACAGGAUCUCUGUAAGAUGGGGCUACUGUUGUUACAGUCUCAUAUGUAUCCCAGCACAUGUAAUUUUUUAAAUAGUUUCUGAAUAAACACUUGAUAACUAUGUCAAA